GGGGGGGGGGCAGCGGCGGAGCGAGGGGCGGCCCCUGCGCCCGCGGAGCGCCCGGCCCCGGGCGGCGAGGGGCAGGUCCCCCCCCCCCCCCCCCCGCCAUGGAGAGCGGGAUGCCGCUGUCGGGCGGGCAGCGGGCGCUGAUCCGGGAGAGCUGGCGGCGGGUGAGCGGCAGCCCCGAGCAGCACGGCCUCGUCCUCUUCACCAGGUUGUUUGACUUGGACCCUGACCUGCUGCCCCUCUUUCAGUACAACUGCAAGCAGUUUUCCAGCCCUCAGGAGUGCCUCUCUGCCCCCGAGUUCCUGGAUCACAUCAGGAAGGUGAUGCUGGUGAUCGAUGCUGCUGUGAGUCACCUGGAGAAUUUGUCCUGCCUGGAAGAGUAUCUCUGCAACCUCGGCAAGAAGCACCAGGCAGUCGGUGUGAAGGUUGAGUCUUUCUCGACUGUCGGCGAGUCCUUGCUGUACAUGCUGGAGAAAUGCCUUGGCAAUGCCUUCAGCCCAGAUGUGCGGGAGGCUUGGAGCAAACUCUAUGGUGCUGUGGUGAAAGCCAUGAGACGUGGCUGGGAGACCCUCCCAGAAGGGGACUAAAUGCUGCCAGCCAUCCCCAUCCUUGACCACGCAGCGGUCCUGGGCAGAGGGAGCGCUCACACCACGCUCUCUGCCUCUCUCCACCUCUGUCUUUCUCUGUGCACCAGCCCAUUGCUGUCUCCUCCAGUCACGUGUGCUUUGGGGCUCUCCCAGUGAUCCUGCCUUGCUUUGACACGACCACAUCUCUGCCUUUGCUAAGGGCUGGCAGGGUACGUCUCCGCAGUGAAGCCUAGGAGUGCCGCAGCACAGGUAUGCCACCCUGCCCAAGUUCCUUCGGGCUAGCUGGAGCUUCAACACCCAUGUACCUACUCCAGUUUUAAGCUGGCUCAUCUUCCCUCCUCUUGCUACCCACCCUAGUUAGAUGACAGCUAGCGCAGACCUCUCGGGCUUAUUUGCCUGAAAUCCUGUUUGCCUAUUUACUCAAGGCCUUCCAGGUCUGGCCCUGCUCGCUCCUCCUGCGCUGCUGUGCCCAGUUCAGCUGUGGCGAUGGUGGGUUUGGCUCCCUCCAGGGGCAGGGGCAGCAGGGGUGGGAGCUGGCUGUGCCGUGUGGCUGUCCUCCCCAAACCCUGCGGGGAGCUUUUCCCCCUCUCUCUUCACCAACACAUCACUACCGGAUGGUUAAUCCUGGUGCUCUCUUCUGCCUUGCCUCUCCCUUGGAUGGGAACCAUGUCUUUUCCUUGUGUCAGGUUGGCCACAACUUGGUGUGUUUCCUAGGGAUGCUUCAAGCAGUGGGGUCACGUUAAUCUCACGGUGAGGCUGCUUUUCGCAGGUCUGGGCUGCCAGCUGAAAGGCUUUGUGUUAGUUUGGCCGGUUUGUUUAAUCUUAGAGCCAGCUGAAAUGCAGCAACAGUGGUGGCUCUUUACUGCUUUGUGUAGACGUCUUAAAAUAAAAAUGAAGGUUGCAAACAUGUCAUGGCAACAGCUUCCAGAAAUCAUUCUGGCUUCUGGCCAGAGGAAGCAUAGCUGGAAUUUCUCUGUCGAUGCUGUCAGGACCUGGAGUGCUUUCCAGCUGCACACAGUGCCCAUUUGCAGAGCUCCUCACCCUUUAGUAAUCCCUCCCAGCCAUACCUGAGACACAGCUGCUUCGGAGCACAGCGAGGCACUCAGUUAGGUACAUGCAGCAGUGCUGUGUCAGGACAGGAGUGGGAAGACAGCAUCUGCUGGAAGAAAUACCAGGAAAUGACUGAGAGGCAGCACCUGAGAGUUCUGGGGGGAGCUGAACUCGAGCGCUUUGAAAAAGAGUUCAUCUUUAUGUGGAAGUCGCUGUGGGACAGGCAGAACCAUGUUUCCAGCUGUCACUAGCCCCAGGGCAAGGACAUGGAGCAAGCAUUCAGUUACAGACAGCACCCUUUCUUGCAGCUUCUUCAGGGCAGGGGGAGCCAGGCGUAGAGGGCUGAGAUGGUCCUGUUCUAGAGACAUGUUCCUCCUCUACUCAGACCUCUUCUUCUCUGGGGCAGGAGAGGGCUGCCCGCUCCUCACAGCUGUGGCUGAGGUCUCCCAGCCCCAUGCCAUGAAGGGGGUGAUGGGGUGCCCUGUGAGAUGGGGCUCUGCUUCCCUGCCACCAGGCCUGGUGGUGGCUGGGGGCUUCCAGCAAGCGAGGAGCCCUCCAGCUGUGUUUGGGAGGGGAGCUAAGGGCUGUUGUGGAACAGGCAGUGAACACCCCUGUGUAAGAUGCUCGCGGUCCUCCCCGUGCUACCAGGCUCCGCUUCUGCGGUCCUGCAGCGUGGUGCUGUGCAUCCUGGCCCAUGGCUCUCUCCAUCACCUGGGUCAGGUGAGGGCCUCAUGCGUUCUCGUGCCAGGCAGUAAGGGAUGGAGGCGUUGGCUAUGAUGGCGUGGUAUGGGGCAGGAGGGUUUGGGAAUGGGAAUGUCCUCUUUGCAACCUUGUUCUGGGGCAUCAGCCUUCAGCAUUACGGGGGGACCUUCUGGCUCUGUGUGACAAGUAGGCAGCUGUGUGAUGGGUGGGGUGUGGGUGUUGCUCCCCCAAACCAUCCCUGCUCCCUGUAGCUUUCCCAGCUCCUUGACUUCUCUGUACCAUGUUUUGUGUAAGUCCCAAGAAAACUGAACUAGUCUGUGUGCCUCAUACCCAGCCGCACUGUUUAAUAAAGAUCAACAGUGAGUCUUG
Messenger RNA from Tyto alba (common barn owl), 2705 nucleotides. RefSeq names its product neuroglobin (gene NGB). The coding region runs from base 99 to 584 and encodes 161 amino acids. The record is from RefSeq and is a predicted model, not a curated record. Gene Ontology annotation, molecular function: heme binding; oxygen binding. Lineage: Eukaryota; Metazoa; Chordata; Aves; Strigiformes; Tytonidae. The transcript is spliced from 4 exons.